Saccostrea cuccullata (small rock oyster) is the source of this 3723-nucleotide messenger RNA. RefSeq names its product retinoic acid receptor RXR-alpha-B-like. Bases 160 to 1632 code for a protein of 490 amino acids. The transcript is spliced from 8 exons. Gene Ontology annotation, biological process: regulation of transcription by RNA polymerase II; retinoic acid receptor signaling pathway. Gene Ontology annotation, cellular component: nucleus; chromatin. NCBI's taxonomy places the organism in Eukaryota, Metazoa, Mollusca, Bivalvia, Ostreida, Ostreidae. The record is from RefSeq and is a predicted model, not a curated record. Gene Ontology annotation, molecular function: zinc ion binding; estrogen response element binding; nuclear receptor activity.
AAAAUUUCUUUACUGAGGAAAUUAUUGAACAACAUUGUCUUUGAAAACGAAUUAGACGUGGAACGACCUGUGCAAUGCCAAACGUGUCCAAUCAAAAUGGCCGCGUUUCUGUAACUGCUGAGUUUGCAGAUAAAAACUGGAAGUCCAGUAGAGCUAAAAAUGGCUGAACCCAAUCAUGCCAUGAUAAGUACAAAGAUAGAAAACAUUCAACAGGGAAAUGAAAAUGCACCAAACUUUAGUUUUGUCAUAGCGGACAGUACAAAUUCUGGGGAAAUGAGGUCACAAACUGAUAGAAAUGUGCCGGAUAAUCUCUCCCCUCAGUUCCAAAGUGCAGGGAACUACACUUCUAGUGAGAAUGCUGAGGGAAGCUUCAGUAUGGAACUGGAUAACCCCCAGAACAGUGGGUCAGAGAACAUGACCCCAGAAAUGUUAGGUUCCCCGGAGAUACAGAUAAACAGCCAGGGGAUGACAGUGUCAUCUCACGCAGUGGUCAGUGCGGCGUCGGUACAUUCACCCAGCAAUGAGAUGGUGGUACAGCCCAUCAUACAGGUCACAGGGGUCAAUGACGAUACACAGGUGUACACAGGAGGAGAAGACCCAUCAGCUAACUCCUCCCCCUGUAUGAUCUGCAAUGACAGGGGGUCAGGAUAUCACUACUCAGUUUUCUCUUGCGAGGGUUGUAAAGGAUUCUUUAAGCGUAGCGUCCAGAAGAACUUGGUGUACACUUGUAAAAAUGACGGGAACUGCAUCAUCAACAAAUUCACCAGGAACAACUGCCAGUACUGUCGCUUCGUUAAAUGUACACAGAUGGGCAUGAAGAGAGAAGCUGUGAGGGAGGACAGAUCGCCGGGAGGAAAACACAGAAACAAGAAGCCCCGUCUGGAUGAAAUUCGGGCCAUGGUUAACACGGAUGGGGAGGUUUUAUUUGUGCCGGGGAUCCAGGAAUCAAAAACCGGGGAAACGUUUGAGGAUCCCAUCACAGAAGGCCUAAUUAAUGCCAGACCUGAUCUGAUACCAAGGGUUGAUGGAAAUAUCUGCCUACAGAGCAUGGGUAUAAAUCAGCUAAUGCAGUAUGGGUAUGCUGAAUUGAAAUACAUUAUUGACUGGGCAAAGAAAGUUCCUGGUUUUACGGAGUUACGACUGGAGGAUCAGAUGGCGUUGUUAAAGUCAUCCUUCAUGGAGCUGAAUGUCCUCAGAUUGUCAUACAGGUCGAUGGAUACAGGUAGCUGUAUAAAAUUUGCUGAAGGAUUGAAGGUCCCUAUAGAGCUGGCUCAGAAGAUGGGGUGGGGGAAGGAGUUGGUAGCCGCUACGGUGGAGUUCUCAGCCAGGCUGAAGGAGCUAAAUAUUGACAAAGUAGAGUUCUGUAUCCUGAAUGGCAUUGUGCUAACAUAUCCAGAUGCUCAGAAUUUGAUGGACAAACAGAAAGUGAUCCUGCUACAGACUCAGAUAUUGGACAGAUUACGUAAAUAUCACACCCACAAGUUCCCGGGUAACGUAAAGAGAUACGGCAAAAUGCUGCUCCGAUUACCAUUCCUACGUACCGUCAGCGCUAAAGCAGCAGAAAGGUUUCUAUCACUGACUUUGGAUGGUACUCUGCAGCUAAAUGAGCUGGUGCUAGAAAUGAUCAACUGAUAUAUUGACCGUGUUGUGUAUCAAAGCUUCACUAUUUCUGUGCUGUUACAACGAAGCUGGAUUUCUUGUGUUCAUAUUGUGUAUUUGCAUGGAUUUUUUUUUUCACUUGUUGAUUUUAUUGAAAUUCACUGAAAAUCAUUUUUAUCUCUGCAAAAUUAAAACUUGGCCAUUGGUACAUAUAUUUAUUUCCACGUAUACCUCCUAAAUACAUGCUAUAACAUGAAGAUAUGUUUUUUUUGUUAUGUACCAGGUACAUGACUGUAUAAAUGUCUCUUAUUGACACAGGUUCGCUUUUCAAGUCAUAAAAUGAAUUGAUUUAAGUGACAUGGAACACAUUAAGUGGGAAUAAUCCAUUAAUUGAUUGUGAUUUGUGAUACCCAAAUGUUCCUCCCAGAUAUAAUUUUUGAAAAGUUAACUUUCUUGUUAUAAUCAUGCUUUCAUUUCAAGUGUCUUGCAUUAAGCUUGUAGCCUUAGUAGUGUUAGUGGUAUACACAGUGCCUGUGCUGUGUGGAGUGAUCUCGUUAAUGCAGUUCAUGCAGUCAACUAUUGAUGGGAUUUUGCAUAAAUAGGGAAAAAAAACCAAUUUUGAAUUAUACCAGCAGACAUUUGUAUAUUUGAUUUAAAAAAAAAAAACAGUUUCUGUUUGGAAAUAUUAGGAAGUACACUUCAGUAUAUUAUGAGUUCCAUAAAUCUAUAUGUGUAUUGUGAUUUGUUUUACUGAAAAGAUCUUGAUUAGUGUGUAAAAAUAUUAACUUGAGAGGGCAGUUUUGUUUUUAGAACACUUAUGGCAUCAUUAUGUCUAUGAAUUUAUCGAUAUGCCAUGUGCUAAAAACAUUUUUAAAAUUAAUGAAUUUAGACAUUCUUUGAAAUGUUUGUUAAAUUAAGACUGAGGCAUCAAUACAUUUUAUUCACAUUAAUCAAGUCUUUUUUUUUUAAAUAGCAAAGUCAUAUUCUGAAUUUUUUUUUCUUUUUGCAUUUUGGAAUAAUUUUAUCUCCUGUAAAUUCUUCUUUAAUUAUUUUUAUUAUAUAUCAUUAAGGAAGAUUUUCAAGCACCUUAAAAUUCCUAGGUUGAUUGCCUAUGAAUCUUAUAAUGUAUGUCACAGUGUGAGUGGAUCAAAUUUUUUUUGUAAGAAAAGCGUUUCACAUUCCUGAUUUAAAAUUAAAUUUUGUUUAUUUUCAUAGUGGAUGCAUAUCUCAUAAAUUUUGCCUUUAAUGUCUAAAAAUCAGGUUGUGUGUAAGUGUUACGUUUGUUGAAAAAGGUUGAACUUUGGUAUCUCGAGUAUCUCAGUAUCAUGGAUAUAUGGAAGUGAGUUGGGAGUCCCAAUCACAUUUAACCUCUGUAUUUGAAAUCCUUAGAUAUCUCUAAGUUUGUUACUGACCAGAUGUCUUUUAGGUAGCAAAGUUGGACUGUAUAUAUAUUGAUAUAAACUAGAAUGCAGACUGGUCCAUGUCCUCAUCUGUCAUUAUAUAUUUAAUGUAUGCUAGUGAAUACUGUAAUUAGUAUUCCAGUUCUACACAAAGAGUCUAUGUGUGUGGAUCGUCUUAUUCUUCUAUAUUCCAAACCUUACUACUGUUAUCAGUUCUGACAGAUUAGAACAUAUAAUAUAUUUAUAUUUUUGUACAAAUUAAUGUGUCAGAUUUUAUUGGAAUUGUUUUUGAGGCUGCAUUUAUUUUGAAUAACUAUAUAUUUAAAAUUUUGUGGUAGGUAAAGAAGCAAAGAUUUGAAUAUAUAUAGGAUAAAUAUAUCACUGUUUUAUUUGAUGUCCAAUUCUUUGUCAUUUACAUGUUGAUUUUUUUUGCAAUGAUCAAUUAACAUGAAUUCAAUAUGCAGUUGUGUGCAAUUUACAUUAGAAUUAAUAGUAUACUUUAAAUACCUACCUUUUAUUUAUGAAAUGAAAGAGUACAGUUGGAAAAUUAAGUUUCAUUUAUAGCAUAUGAAACACAUUUUUAUAUUCUAGAACUAAAAAAGACACAACUUUACAAAAGAUCUGCAAUAUUAAAGUCAUUAUACAAAUAACUAGUGUAGUUCAUCAGAGUUUCGACAAUAUACUGGUAUGUCAAAACUGUUGUCAAGUAAAGAUAUAAAAAAUA